CAUUCGCCACUCUACUCGUCCUUUCUUACUGCCCAUUUUUCUCUGCUGUAUGUAUCAAUGUAUGUAUUAGGGGUACCACCCAUCCCUACGCCCUUCUACCCACCCACGCGGCCAUCCCCUUACUAACAUCUUCACUCUUCCCUUGCUAUUUAGCAAUAUAAAUCUUUGAAGCUUUUUAACAUAAACCAAAAUCUCUUUCCUCAUUCAUCUGCCACGAGAUGGUGGGUCUCAGUGUAGUACUCGAAGGUUAUAGUAAUAGAGAUAAUAUUAGUACCCAAAAAAGCACUAAUAUCGCAGCAAGUACUACUACUGGUUCGAGUUGGCAGAUUGUUAACAAAGCUAGUAUGGUGAUGAAACCAACUUCUCCAACAACCCCUUCUUCUCCUUUUUCCCGGCGAAAAUAUCCGGUUGCUGUUGGGUUUCUUGAUUCUUGUUUCCUUUGUAAGAAGAAACUCUUACCUGGCAAAGACAUCUACAUGUACAAGGGAGAAUGGGGAUUUUGUAGCGUGGAGUGCAGGUGCAGGCAGAUUUUUAUGGAUGAAGAAGAGAGUGUUCCAAAGACAAAGAAAAGGGAUAAUAAUAAAUCGUGUACUUCUUCAUCGUCAUCUUCUUCUUCACGGAGUAGGAAAACGGCAUCAAGAAACAGACCAAGUGGGUUUGCAUACUGAGAAAGGAGUUCAGUUGGAGGAAAAUUUUGCUGCUUUCCAGUUUUGUCCUCGUCACACUUUGUAAUGACUAUGGUGUCCCUUCUUCUUCUUCUUCUUUGUUUUUUUUGGGGGAUGAAAAUCAAAAUUUGUAGUACGAAAAUUUGAAAGCCAACAAAACUGCUGCCAG
Messenger RNA from Lycium ferocissimum, 834 nucleotides. Its product is annotated as FCS-Like Zinc finger 15. The record is from RefSeq and is a predicted model, not a curated record. NCBI's taxonomy places the organism in Eukaryota, Viridiplantae, Streptophyta, Magnoliopsida, Solanales, Solanaceae. Bases 219 to 668 code for a protein of 149 amino acids. The transcript has 2 exons.